Electrophorus electricus (electric eel) is the source of this 1992-nucleotide messenger RNA. RefSeq names its product TRAF3 interacting protein 2b (gene traf3ip2b). NCBI's taxonomy places the organism in Eukaryota, Metazoa, Chordata, Actinopteri, Gymnotiformes, Gymnotidae. The record is from RefSeq and is a predicted model, not a curated record. Gene Ontology annotation, biological process: positive regulation of canonical NF-kappaB signal transduction; humoral immune response.
UGCGCCCUGACUUUCACUGGAAACCUGACCUAUAUAGAUUCAAGUAGGCAAGUAGAGACCGAAAGAGUUUUUUUUGUUUUUUUUUAAAUCCACGUAAUAUGGCAUAGAUUACCGAAGUGAGUUUAAUGUUUUGGGGUUUUUUUCCCAACAUUUUAUGCCGAUGUGUCUGACUUUAUAUCGACACUGUUUUCUUAUGUCGUAGUUCUUUUAUACGGUUGUUUGGUCAUUUUUCGCUGACGCUGGGUGAUCAGACGCUGUCACUCGCAGAUUCCACAGCUGCAUGGCUUGCCAUAGCCAGCGGUGCAAGUCGCUAAACUGUCCUGAGGAAAAUGAUGAGACUCUGAGUGGAGAGUUCCAGUCUGGACUUUGCACGAGGUUUCAGGAUCCGAAGACCUCCCCAGACCACUCUGAUAGCCUGCGGGGAAUGACGGAGGGCCGUCCAUGUAGUCACCGGCACGACCCCCAGGUCUCCCAGUCCCUCCAGGACGAGUUUUACAGGUACGACCAGCAGGCGCCCUACCCCAGCCAGGCCGACACCAUCAGGGGAGCCCUGGGAGCUCUUCACGCCUGGUGCUACCCCAGCUACCAUAACAAAAGUCCUGGAGGAUCUUGCCCCAACAGCCUUCCAUCCUACCUGCCCUCCGCAGACUACCUGGGCAACCCAGGGGCCGACAACUAUUUCCCCAAUGGGCCUCGCUCCCUCCCAGGCGCACACAGCCCCAGCUUGGGCAGCCUGGAACGGCCUGGUUCUCUGCACUCCUUUCCCCCAGCUGCACCCCCCAUGCACGGGUUCCACAGUUCAUCAGCCUUCUCCGGCCCCCACCACAGCCCGCCAUGCUGCAUGCACUAUGGGCCUGUUCCCCUCCAACUAGGCCCUCUCCCCCAUCCCACCUGCAGGCCCGGAUACCAUCUGCCCCACAGGCUCACAGGCCUGGAGCACUACAGACACACCCAUACAGGCAGCACUGAAAAUGGACAUGACUCUCCCCAUCCCAAACAGAGCAGUCCCUGCAUCACCCAGCUGUCUCAGGACCAGAGAAAAGUGUUCGUCACAUACGAAGCAGACAGCGAAGAUCAUCUUAAAGAGGUCAUCAAGUUUGUGGCCAUGCUGAGGAACAACGGCUUUGACACACACAUUGAUGUUUUCGAACAGCAGUUGAACAGCAUCAGUAAGAUCGACUGCAUGGAGAGGUACCUCAAUGAGAAAGAUUACCUGAUUAUCAUCAUCAUCAGUCUGCAGUAUUUUGAGACAGUGACAGGUACCAAAAGGAGUCUAGACUGCGAUGAGAGAACAUCAAACACUGUGUACAUUCACAAGCAGCUGCAGAGUGAAUUCAUCCGGAACGGCUGCAAGAACUUCAGGUUUAUUCCUGUUCUUUUUCCUGGGGCUAAAAAGAGCUACGUUCCAUCAUGGCUGCAGCACACGCACGUGUACAGGUGGCCCCGGGACUGGGACGACAUCCUCCGCCGACUCAUGCGGGUGGAGAAGUACAGCCCUCCGCCCAUCGGCCCCUUGCCCACCAUCGUCUCUGUGCCCAUCUGAGGGCGACAGUCCGCGCUCCAACUCGACAAAGCGAAGCACUGCUCCAAGCAACCGACACAUGGCACGGUCCACGUUUGACCGCUGGCUAUGAAAAAUAUACCUCCAGCAUACUAAAUCUGAGUUACCAUAGACAGUCUGAUUAGGAGCAGGUGGUUAGUGCUGAACAACAGGUGAGCGUUUCAUUAAACAGAUAUUGUUCACUGGAGAUGCCAUUGUUGUUUUGGCCAGUAAAAGCUGGUUACAUUUUUAAAUGUGAUUUAUCCUAUUUCUGAUCAUUUUGGUUGUUAAAAGAUUAUCUCAGACCAGUGUAAUUAUUGUUGUAUUGGACUCAUAUAUAGUAAAUCAUACAUUUUGUUUGGGCUAUUCUUCUAUUUACUUUUGUGUGGCAUCCUUAGCAUUACAUUAAGACAUGGCUAAGAAUACUGAGCCUCACUGAACUGGAUUGGAUU